CUGUGUGCAUGUGCGUGUGCGAGUGUGGGAUUAGAUCAAGGGAAACGUCGUGCCUCCAUUCCCAGUGAACACAAUAGUCCUUUUUAUUAGUGGCCGUCAGGGAAAACGUAUACGAACAUCCGUGGGCAAUGAACGCCGCGACCGCCGCGACCUGCCUGCUCGCGGCCGGCUUCGGUUGCUUCCUGUACGGCCGCGAUAUCUUACUGUGGCCGUUCCGUGUCAAUCUGACAGAGCCAUCCUCCAUGCCCGAGCCGGGGGCUGCUCCCAGGCGGAGUCCGCAGGGAGUUCCGUACACCGACCUAGAGCACAUCGUCAACGCCGAUGGACUGCACCUGUUCUGCCGCUACUGGGAACCGGUCGGCCCGCCAAGGGCGCUGGUGUUCAUCGCCCAUGGGGCCGGGGAGCAUUGUGGGCCGUACAAUGAGAUUGCACAGAGACUGAAAGAGUUGUCCCUGCUGGUCUUUGCGCAUGAUCACGUUGGGCAUGGUCAAAGUGAAGGCGACAGAAUGAACAUAAAGGACUUUCAGGUGUACAUCCGAGACUCACUGCAGCACAUUGACCUGAUGAAGUCUCGCCACCCCGGCCUACCUGUCUUCAUUGUGGGCCAUUCAAUGGGCGGCGCGAUAUCCAUCCUCACAGCCUGCGAGAGACCUACUGAUUUUACCGGAGUGGUUCUAAUUGGUCCCAUGAUCCAGAUGAACCCAGAUUCAGCCACACCAUUCAAGGUUUUCCUGGCCAAGGUUUUGAACCACAUGCUGCCAAACUUUACUCUCGGCUCUAUUGAUUCCAAAUUGGUCUCACGGGACGAGAAGCAGGUGCAGGCAUACGAAGCUGAUGAGUUGAACUUCCACGGAGGGAUGCGUGUGUCAUUUGGCAUGCAGCUAAUGGGGGCGGCGGCUCGCAUUGAACGGGAGAUCUUGUCCAUCAAGUGGCCCUUCCUGCUCCUUCACGGUGACGCUGACAAGCUUUGCGACAUUCAAGGUUCUAAAAUUAUGUUCGACAAGGCUCCCAGCGCCGACAAGAAAUUGAAGGUAUACGAGGGAGCCUACCACGCCCUUCACCACGAGCUGCCUGAGGUGUCGGAGUCCGUGCUAAAGGAGGUGACUGGCUGGAUCAUAGAGCGCCUUCCCAGCAUCACAUUGCCAUCACCUCAAGGCUCAUAGACAUAGGGAACAUGUAGAGAGGCCAGUCAAAGCUCCAAGGAAACCACCUUCUUUAAAAUACACUGUAUAGUACAUAGCACCAUGGUUUAGCCCAAACCAUACUGGUUAAGUUCAAGUUGCAGUAUGCUCAGGUUUGUAGUGCAAUAAUGACAAUUCUUUGUUUGUGCAUAUAAUGCCAGUUGAACUCCUCAGCCCUCCCCAAAUGAAUGUUUUAUAAAUGACACACAAACCUUUAUGGAAGUUACAAAUGCUCACUUCUGCAUUUCCUAGUCCAAAUUAGUUUGAUGCAAAUAUAACAAAGCAAUUUCCAUUAGCUUGUUCAUUAGCGUACGGGCAAAAUGUGAAAACAGUUUGUGCACACCUGAACGUCUAGGCAGGGCAUUAAUAGCCUUUACUUGGUUUCUCAGUGAUUCGUGCAUGAAUCGCAAUGGUAUGAUUUAGGUAUAUUCGAAUCUAUCAAAUUAAGCAUUGAUGGAGGUAAAGUAAUUGUAGAUCAGGGGUGUCAAACUCCUUUUUGUUGUGGGCCACAGCGUACUUAAGGUUUCCCUCGUGGGGCCAUUAAUGACUUAAAUAGAAAUGGAUGGCCCCUCAUACUAUCACAUACACAACAGAAUCCAGUGAUAAAAAGUGAAACCAUGUAGAUGGUCCUCCAGCAGACCACGUUACCGUGGACAAUAGUUGGUUCACACGUAAAUUAUAGUUUGGCUCCAGCUGUAUUGGUUCAAUGAAUGUAGGCUACAACAUAAAGGACAUACUAAACUCCACAAUAGGAUAACAAUUUUUAAUAAUUUCAUGGUUGAGAAGGUUUGUUUUUACUGCUAAGAAUCUACUUAACAUAUAUUUAUGACUAAUACAGAUUGCAAUGUCAUAUUUGUAUGUUGUAAUUGGGGAUAUCACUGCAAAACUGAGAGGAAUGAGAUUAAUUUCUGUGCGGUGGUGCCAUCUGAGCCUUUAAUCUUAAUCUUUCCCUUGGUUUGUAUUGCUGUGGUGACCAGUAGUGUUUAUCCAUUCUAUUAGCAUGGACCUUUUUGCCAGUGCAGCCUCACCCUUGCUGCCUCUAGUGGAUCGUUCAUGCCACUGCUAAUGGUCAGUGUCCUGCAUUGAAUUGGUCAUGCAAAAGUCAAAUUACUGCUGACCUCAACUCGAUUCCUUUUGAAAAGUGUGAUAGAUGAGCCUCUUGAUGAAAUAAGAUUUUUAUUAUGCCACCCUAUUUAUGGAUUUUAUGAAAACCUCAACUGCCUUCCCGACUGCAGUUAGAACACAUAAAGCACAUGCAUUAUAGUACUACAUGGACUUGGCACAAGAGACACA
Molecule: messenger RNA, 2474 nt
Organism: Syngnathus acus (greater pipefish)
Lineage: Eukaryota; Metazoa; Chordata; Actinopteri; Syngnathiformes; Syngnathidae
Gene: mgll
Product: monoglyceride lipase
Exons: 7
Coding region: 129-1163 (344 amino acids)
Cellular component (GO): membrane
Molecular function (GO): lipase activity
Source: RefSeq, a predicted model, not a curated record